AUGGCAGCCAAACCUGGUGCAAAGGCUGAGGGUGUUUAUGGAUCUGAAUCUCCUCCAGAAGAAGAACAACCACUGUUGAAAAAACAGAAAUUCGAUGCGGAAGAUGGCAACCAAGAACCACUAGUAGAAGGAAAAGAAGAUGAUUCUGAUGAUUGGCAUGAAAAUAAAGUGACCAAAGAAGAGUGGGCGAGGUAUAACAAACAAGUCGAAGAAAGCGAGGGCUUUGACGUUGACAAACUUCCCGAUAACCAAUUGUGUGGUUUGAUUGUACCAAUUACAAACUUUGAUUGUGAUUCCUGGUGGCUUAAGAAUGUCACCUGCUGUUCAAGCUUAGCCAUAGAUUCGUACAACACUGAAAAUGGUACAAAUUACAAGUAUUUGAAGGCCCUCAAAUAAAAUGUACAGCCUGUUGCGGGCUUUAUGAUGUAUAUCACUUUUGUGGCUGAGAAUGUUGAUGGUGGACAUUGUAUCUUUCAAGCUCUGGUGUACCAUGGAAUUGGUGAGCAUGAAGUCGAGUUUUGUAGGCUUAAACAAGAAAAGGGAGUGGCUCAGUUGCCUAGAGCAUGUGGCUGUUAAACCACAAGG
This is a messenger RNA of Ilex paraguariensis (yerba mate), 585 nucleotides long. Lineage: Eukaryota; Viridiplantae; Streptophyta; Magnoliopsida; Aquifoliales; Aquifoliaceae. The record is from the annotation of a GenBank genome assembly.